UUGAAUAGAUACAAACAUAAAGUGGAAAUCGUGCGUGUUAUUUUAUUAUUUAAAUGAAUUAUUAACAAAGACUAUUCAAACUAUAAACUAAACAAAUAAUAAAUAUUGUUUAUUGAUAAAAUCAAUUAUUAAAAGGGUAAUAAAAGCUAUAACCAACAUGUCUGUAGCACCCACUGUAGCUCGCAAGUCUUUGCAAACUGCUCGCGUUGUCAUAAUCGGUGCCGGACCUUCAGGUAUAGCGGCCGCUACCAAAUUAUUACAGGCCGGCUGUCAAAAUGUUAUCAUAUUAGAGUCGGAAAAUCGUAUUGGUGGUCGCAUACACACCAUACCCUUUGGCGACAAUGUGGUGGAUUUGGGUGCCCAGUGGUGUCAUGGUGAGAAAAAUAAUGUCAUCUAUGAGACCGUACAAAAGUUGAAAUUGGAUGUGUUGGAGAGCACGGGUAGCAUUUACGAUGACUACAAGUGUAUUAGAUCUAAUAAAGAGAUUAUGGAUGACAAUUUGGCUGAGCAAUUAAAAUCUAUAGCUUUUAAUUCUAUACCAGAAAGGCAAGAUGAUUUGGUGGCUUAUGAAGGCUCCUUGGGUUCCUAUUUGACGGAGAAAUACUGGAGUGAGUUGGAAAAAUUAUCAAUUAAAGUAGAUCGUUCGCUGGCCUUGGAGUUUUUGGAGAACUUUAAGAAAUUUGAGAGUUCAGUGGAAGCAGCCGAUCAUUUAUUUGAAGUUUCGGGCAAAGGCCACUUGGAGUAUUGGCUAUGUGAGGGGGAUCUGUUACUUAAUUGGAAAGAUAAAGGUUUUAAAACCUUUUUGGAAAUACUAAUGAAAGCUGACGCUCAAAAACCCUGGGGCAUAUUGGAAAAGCGCAUAUUACUCAACCAUAGAGUAAAAAAUAUUGACUGGUUGCAAGAAAACCAAAUCAAGAUACAUUGCUUUAAUGGCCAGGUUAUAACAGCAGAUCAUGUUAUAUGCACCACUUCCUUAGGAGUGCUAAAACACAAUCACUCUACACUAUUUACACCCUCUUUGCCAAGACAAAAAAUUACAGCAAUAGAAGGCUUAAAACUGGGCACAGUAGACAAAUUUUUCCUAGAGUUCAAAGAAACCUUUGGGCCACCGGAGUGGUCGGGCGUUGGAUUCCUUUGGCUAGAAAAAGAAUUACAGGAAUUAAGAAACUCCGAGUUAUUCUGGCUAGAAAGUGUGUUUGGUUUCUAUCGGGUCUCCCAUCAACCUAGAGUCUUGGAAGGCUGGAUUAUAGGACCACAUGCCCGUCAUAUGGAAUCAUUGUCGGAGGAUGAAGUCUUAAAUGGUCUUUUGUGGUUGUUUAGAAAAUUCUUUACAUUCCCUGUACCCCAACCCAUCAACUUUAAACGUACUCAAUGGUAUUCCAAUGCCAGUUUUCGUGGCAGCUACACUUUCCGUUCCAUGUAUACGGAUGAGUUGCGUACUGGUGCCUGGGAUUUGGCUGCGCCUUUAACGGAUGUUCAGGGCAAACCUAAACUGCAAUUUGCUGGUGAAGCUACGCACAAUCAUUACUAUUCCACUGUGCAUGGUGCUGUGGAGUCUGGUUGGCGUGAAGCUCAACGUUUGGAGGAUUUUUAUAAACUGGUGCCAUCUCAGUUGUAAAUUUUGUUAGAAUGGGAAGGUGCAUAAAUGCAUAGUUUAAAAUUGUAGAAAUUUUAAUUAUAAAAUAUGUACAAUAUUUAAUCUUCUUAUCUUAAAUCAUUUAUAAAUGCAAUAUAAAUUUAAAAGCAGUACUUAUUUUUUUUUUUACGGUUUAAUAUUAAAUUUUAUGUGACGCCUAAAAUUAUGCUUUUUUAUCUUAAUUUUUUUUCAGUAACAUGUACAAAAUAUUAAUAUUUGUUUAAUAAACCUUUAAGACUUCUGCCGUGUAAUUAAAAUAAAACAAAGCUAUUAUAAAUAAAUAUAUUUAAAAGAAAGAAA
This is a messenger RNA of Calliphora vicina (urban bluebottle blowfly), 1936 nucleotides long. Its product is annotated as spermine oxidase. The transcript has a single exon. The record is from RefSeq and is a predicted model, not a curated record. NCBI's taxonomy places the organism in Eukaryota, Metazoa, Arthropoda, Insecta, Diptera, Calliphoridae. Gene Ontology annotation, molecular function: polyamine oxidase activity. The coding region runs from base 158 to 1618 and encodes 486 amino acids.